This is a messenger RNA of Mus caroli (Ryukyu mouse), 1198 nucleotides long. The record is from RefSeq and is a predicted model, not a curated record. Lineage: Eukaryota; Metazoa; Chordata; Mammalia; Rodentia; Muridae.
UCCAAGAGGCUGCGGUUGGCCAUGGCCUCAGACACCACCAUAAGCCUUCCCGACUUGCUCUCUUCCUGGGAGGAGGACCGCAAGUUGGUCCUACCUGGCUGGUCCCUCAUCUCCAUCUUCCUGGCUACUUUGUUAGUGUUCAACGUGGUAGAUGGGCAGAUGGCCUAUGUGCAUGGUCCGUACACUGGUUUCAUCGGUCUCUGGAUUGACUGCAGGAGGCAUAAGUGUGCCAACGUGGGACAAUUCACUGUUUACAUUCACAUGAGCAAGGGCUUCGUAUUUCUGGCCCUGGCACUAUGCCUCAUCCUCCUGCCCACCAUGUUCCUCUCCUUUCGACCAGUCUGCCGCCGCCUGAAAACAAUAGACUUCAUCUUCAGUUUCCUCAGCAUUGUCAUCGUGCAGGGCUCCUGAUUCUCCUCAGCCUGACUCUUUGUGGUCAACUGCAAUAGGCUGCGCCUGAGGCCACAGGAACUUUGUCCUUCCUCAACCAGGUGCGGAUGUGGAGCUACAGUUUGCCUUCCAUGGAGCAGAGGCUCAGCUACUUCCGUUGGGCGGCUUGACACCACUCAUUGCAUUUGCAGCAGCAGACCAUUUUGGACAGGAACUUGGAGCCCGUCCAGAAGCUGUCUGAUGUAACCAGCUUUGUGAACUAUCAUGGGGCUCUCCAACAGAGGGACACUGCAACUUCUCAGGACACUGAUGAGUCUCCGCAGCAAGAUGCCUCCACCUCUGUCCCUGUGGCUCAGUUUCCAUCAGACCUCCCUUGAGGUGCCAUACUUCCCCUGAGAGUAGGUUGCACCCUCGGGACACAGGUGGCAAUCCCUGCUCCCUGCGGUCGGUCCUACUCCUUGCUGCCUGAGUCUUGGAAGGGACUCUUCUCUGGAAGUCCUCCAAUACUCUCAGUUGUGGCUGUGUCCCUCUGAGCAGACUAUGGUUUGUGGUCCUGAGCAGCGGGAGUAGUGUGGCCCUUUUCAGAAAAUGAGCAAUGUUCCUGCCCCACCUUAGACAUGACAUGCUCCAUAGUCACUCUUUAUCUUUUGGUCCAGCCCUACCAGAGACAUCCCCUCCAGGGGCCCCAGGUGGACAGUCUGCAGCCUAGCCUUGGGUCCAGUCCCUGCCCUUCUGUGGACAGACUCCUUCCCAGAAAAUUAAGGUUUAAUUAACAUAACACCGCUGCCCAACUCAAUAAAACUUGGUC